AUGCGCACCCACCCGGUGUUUUACGUGGGCUUACUCAAGCCGUACCGGGAUCUGGCGCAAGUGAAUGCGGAAGCGUUGGCACCGGAGCGGAUCCCACGGGUCCUUGGCCACCCAGAAGUUGAACCAGCAACUGAUUUUGAGCACGGAGUACAACAACCUUCAUUUCCAAUGGAGCCAAGCGCUCCACCGUUGUCUACAGCUGUGCAUUCACCUGCUCCACGGCUAGGAGUCGCUACGACAGAGAGCGGUAGUCUUCAAGGCGAGGCAGCCGGCACACGACGUGCUUUAAAUCGUCAAGAGCAUCCGCACAGCAAUAUGCUACUUCAGCAUGACGCUCAGCGGAGCUCCGAUUACGAAGGACCUCGUCCUCAAGGGCUCGAAGAGCAUCACGAGUCACCGGACGGCGGUCGGCCCGGUCGUCAACGCCCGCCGCCGACUUUUCUCGAUGAGAACGGUGACAUCCACUAUCACGUGGAACGUCUUGUUGGACGACGUCGUCACCAGGCCAAACCCAAUAUCUAG
Messenger RNA from Plasmopara halstedii, 522 nucleotides. RefSeq lists its product as uncharacterized. The transcript has a single exon. The record is from RefSeq and is a predicted model, not a curated record. NCBI's taxonomy places the organism in Eukaryota, Oomycota, Peronosporomycetes, Peronosporales, Peronosporaceae. Bases 1 to 522 code for a protein of 173 amino acids.